Cyanidioschyzon merolae strain 10D is the source of this 1071-nucleotide messenger RNA. RefSeq lists its product as hypothetical. Bases 1 to 1071 code for a protein of 356 amino acids. Lineage: Eukaryota; Rhodophyta; Bangiophyceae; Cyanidiales; Cyanidiaceae. The transcript has a single exon. The record is from RefSeq and is a predicted model, not a curated record.
AUGGAGGACGUCGCUCGGAGGCUCACAUUUUCGAAAGAACGCGGGCGCUGUCGUCAGGUAGAUGGCACGUCCAGAACGCCGGGCUUGUUCGACAGCCGGGCAGGUGAAGCGAGCAGCCCGAAAGAGGCGGAGGGGUCGCGUUCCGACGAACAGGUCGUUGUGCCGGGGAGCUUUGCGCUGAGACAAAGUCGGUCUGUCGCAACACCAGCUGCUGCUGCUGCUGCUGCUGCUUCGAAACAAGCAUAUGGGACUCCGUGGCUUGCGCGAGGAGGCGGAGCCCGGACCCGCGCCGCCUCGUCUACCAGUCGAGACGUGCUGUGCUUAUCGACCGAAGGAAACACCAAAGCUGCUGCGGACAUGUCUCGAGUGUCAGCUACGGAUCCGGAAGCAUGGACCCCGCCAUUGGAGCGCAUGCUCGAAGGCAUCCAAAGCGGUCUUCAUAUGAGCCUCGUCGAUGAGACGCCGUCGUAUUUUGAAUGGAAGCAGCCUUGUGAUCCGUCUGAAGCAGGCAUCGGAUUCCAGAAUGGCCGCAACGGAAGCCGAGCGAAUUCGUCUUCCAGGUCCGAGUCGAGUUUCGUAAACCGAGCGCAGUCCGAUGACCUAUCGCCGGUGACGAGUCGGAUACGGCAGCCGCAGGUUCGGCUUCCGCGCGGUUCGGUGCCUAAGAUACGCAAUGGAACAUCGUCCGGUGCUUUGAUACAGUCACAGUCGUUGGGAGACGACCAACAUCGGAGACGAGGAACAAGAUUCUCGAACAUCGCCCUAGAUACGAAAAUCGCCACUCGAUGCGCCAGCCCGUCUCGUGUCGACACCGCAUACCCUAAAUCACAAGCAGCCCGUCGCAGUACGGAGGCUAGCGAGGAGUUGCAGCGCUUGCGAGCGGAAAUCACUCGAUUACGUUCUGAAUCGGACGCUUGGCGACGCGCUUGCGUCGCCAAUGCUCAGGCGAACACGCGCCUACGCCAGCGCCUGCGACACUUUCGAGAGCAGCUUGAUGCCGUACUGCGUGAGCUGCGCAGUCACGAGCAGGCACCACCGCAGCAUGCCAUCUCCUCGUGUGAUGAUGAAUGA